Molecule: messenger RNA, 732 nt
Organism: Dimorphilus gyrociliatus
Lineage: Eukaryota; Metazoa; Annelida; Polychaeta; Dinophilidae
Source: the annotation of a GenBank genome assembly
AGUUUUCUUAUGUUUAUUAAGCUACUUUACUAUCAAAGUGAGUCAGAGUCAUCGAGAUUGAAAUAAUACUGUCAUCGUGCAAGUAACUCAUUUUAAUUCUGUUUAGUAAACGCUACAAAAAAUCCUACAGCAUAUAUGGAUGACGUGCUAUUUCAAUUGAAGUUUACGGCUAAACAGUUGGAUCGACUGUCCCGUAAAGCGGAGAAAGAACAAAAAUCUGAGCAAGCUAAAGUCAAAAAGUAUAUAGCCGCAAAGGAUUUAGAACGAGCAAAAAUAUAUGCAGAAAAUGCCAUCCGCAAGAAGAAUGAAAGUUUAAAUUAUCUUCGUUAUUCGGCUAAAGUUGAUGGCGUAGCCUCCAGAGUAAAACAGGGAUUAGCUAUGAAGGAUAUAGCUAAAAAAAUAGGUGGUGUAACAAAAGCUCUUGAUCGGGCUAUGGCCAGUAUGGAUUUGACGAAAAUAUCUUCUAUUAUGGAAAAGUUUGAAUCUCAAUUUGAAGAUUUAGACGUUAGAACGAAUGUUGUGGAAGGAGCAAUGGGUGAAGCAACUACGCUGUCGACUCCAAUGGAAUCUGUUGAAGCUUUAAUUAAGCAAGUUGCAGAUGAGAACGAUCUAGAAUUGACAGGUCAAAUGCAUCAAGCACCGUCAGCAACUGUAACCAAUCCUGGAGAAUCGGUUGGCUCUAAAAAUGCUGAGGAUGCUUUAUCUAGACGAUUGCAAGCACUAAGAAAUUGA